AUGCAGCUAAGCAGAAUACGUCAACUAAAGAAAUCUGAAGAAAAAGAUAAACGUCAACUAAAGAAAUCUGAAGAGCUAAUUGAAUUUAUAGUGCAUUACGGGGAUAAAAGCGUAUUUCCGAAUCUGCGCAUUUCAAUUCAAAUUCUACUCACAAUUGCAUUAUCCAUCGCAGGUUGUGAGCGAUCUUUGGCCAGGAAGGUACAAUCGUAA
Molecule: messenger RNA, 210 nt
Organism: Parnassius mnemosyne (clouded apollo)
Lineage: Eukaryota; Metazoa; Arthropoda; Insecta; Lepidoptera; Papilionidae
Source: the annotation of a GenBank genome assembly